AUGGAGCGGAUCGCUACGCUUUUAGAGGAGAUGGAGGAUGGAGAUUUGCUACUAUACGCGGACGCCGAUAGCACCACAAACGGGGAUUUAUCCGCGUUAUACGGCCUUGCAGCUGGUAACGGGGAAAGCUAUGCUCCUGGCGGGAUAGUGGAUGGAAUUGUGUCGAGGAUGGCGUUACACGAUGGGGAUGGCUCAGACGGCGGCGUAAAAGACAUCAUGAAAUGGGCUUUAAGACAACAAGAGGUUCAUUUAUUUCAAUUUCCACGCAAUUUCGUGGAAGUUUGCUGGACAAAAAUGGACGCUUUUCUUCUGCUCAAUUGCACUGAUGAGAGCAUCUGCAUGAUAUCCGCCCAGGCGGAUGCAGGUUUCUCCGUGUGGCGGCGUGGGCGGCAGUCAAUCCAGUUCGCCGCCCAGUGGCUGGGGUACAUGGAGGACCCGCGCGUGUCAACGGACCUGCCGAACCAGCUGGUCACCACUGGACCAUUGGCUGAGGAGGAGGCAGAGGCUGAUGCUGCCAAGAAGGCAGCAGAAGAGGCGGCAGGAAAGUCAUUGAAUAAGAGCAGGAUGAACAGAAGAGCAAGAUGA
This is a messenger RNA of Closterium sp. Yama58-4, 585 nucleotides long. Lineage: Eukaryota; Viridiplantae; Streptophyta; Zygnematophyceae; Desmidiales; Closteriaceae. The record is from the annotation of a GenBank genome assembly.